Messenger RNA from Varanus komodoensis (Komodo dragon), 580 nucleotides. Its product is annotated as leukocyte cysteine proteinase inhibitor 1-like. Gene Ontology annotation, cellular component: cytosol. The record is from RefSeq and is a predicted model, not a curated record. The transcript has 3 exons. Lineage: Eukaryota; Metazoa; Chordata; Lepidosauria; Squamata; Varanidae. Gene Ontology annotation, molecular function: cysteine-type endopeptidase inhibitor activity. The coding region runs from base 195 to 500 and encodes 101 amino acids.
CGAGCACAGCCGGGAAGCCCCUGGUGUGGCUCUUGCGGAACAGAAAUGCGCAAUCCAAUCGCGAGUUCUCCCUCACAUGACACGCUCCUCGCCGGAUAAAAUAAAACCGGCCCCUGCCUGGCCACUUCACCCCACAUUCAAAGGAGAAGGGGCCGUGCGCGACUGGACCAGACCAGACCAGACCAGCUGCAGCCAUGGCAGAAAGGAUGGUGGGAGGACUAUCGGACCCGGCUCCGGCCACUCCCGAGGUUCAGGAAAUCGCAAACAAGGUGAAGGGCCAGCUGGAGCAGGUAACGAACACCAGCUACUCCAUUUUCCAGGCGAUUUCGUACAGCACACAGGUGGUUUCUGGGACAAACUACGUCAUCAAGGUCCAGCACGGCGACGCCGCGACCGACUACGUCCACUUGUGGGUCUUCCAGGCCCUGCCGUGCUACGGCGGGGGACUCAAGCUCUCCAGAUACCAGCUGGGCAAGACCAGAGACGACCCCAUCCCCUAGCCCCGAGGGCAGCCCUGCGGGGAGGAGCCGCGUGCAGGAAGGAGCUGCGUGGAUGCAAUAAAAGUGUCACGCUGAGCCCA